Messenger RNA from Mercenaria mercenaria, 1765 nucleotides. Its product is annotated as C-type lectin lectoxin-Thr1-like. NCBI's taxonomy places the organism in Eukaryota, Metazoa, Mollusca, Bivalvia, Venerida, Veneridae. The transcript has a single exon. Bases 273 to 1001 code for a protein of 242 amino acids. The record is from RefSeq and is a predicted model, not a curated record.
AGAUAUAGAUAAUAUUAUAAUAAAUGUGUUCAGAUAUUUUUGACGCAUCUGUUUAGCCAUUCUUAUCAUGUUAUAGCAUAUUUCACGUUAAAAACCUGUAAGAUAUUGAACAUAUCAUGUUUAGAAAUUACGUACAUAAAUCAGUUUGCAUAUUUCAAGUAUAAAUGUUCAAUGAUGUUGCAAAAGCCUCAUAACUAUUUAUUCGUGCUUUCAACAGACUAACCUUCAUUUUUCAGUGUAUUUUCUAACGAAACAAAUUAAACAAACAAACAAUGGAAAAGGAAAUGUUAUGCAGAUUUUGGAUAUUGUUUAUUACGCCCUUAUUAUACCACCAGUGUGAUACAGCUACGGACGUCAAAUACACCGCUGCAGAAGAAAUUGACGGAGAGUAUUUGCUCAAGAUGGGUAAAAAAUUUAAUAAACCAACAUUGACUUUAAUAGGUAUGGCAAUAAGAAAUCUACAACCUUGCGGAGAAUGGACGACAUGGACAGCGUGCACGGCAAGUAGACUUAAUCAUUUCGGGAUCAGAAGACGCACAAGGGAGUGUGGUGUUAAUAUGAAGAUAAAUGGAGAAAGUAAAAGUAAGACGGAGAAGGAUUUCAGUAUUUGUGAAGGUUUUUGCCGUGCAGAUUAUGUUCUGAGUACAAAUGGAUUCUGCAUUAAAAUAUACACUUUGACUAAAAAUCAAGUAGACGCCGACAAGCAGUGCCAGGCAGAUGGUGGAAAUCUGGUACAUAUUGAUACAGAUAUGAAAUAUGGGGAUGUGAAAAAUCUAACGGGACUACCUUCUACAUAUAUCUACAUUGGUGGACGUCGAAAAGACACAAAUUCUCCGUGGGUGUUUGCGAAGGGUUCGCAAAAUGGAUUCUAUAGAUGGGCAUCUGGACAGCCGGACAAUGGAUCAGAUCAACUAUGUUUGAUUUUGAAAGGAAGUGAUAAACUCAUGCACGAUGCAUCCGGUUCGCCGUCGAGGCAUUUCCUUUGUGAAUUAAAUAUGUGAAGGUGUUUGCAUAAAAAUACUAUUAGAAUAAAAGUAGUUUAACACUCGAUGAACCUUGAAUUCGUAUAUAAUAUAGUUCUUUGCAAUGUAUGGCGUAAAUAGUUAGGACAAAUAUUCUAGUGUUGAAGAAAGUUUCUCUUUCAAGUUUAUAAACAAGGAAAUGAGGAAAAUGCAAUUUUAAAGAAGUGUUUGCUAUAAAAAAUAUUAACACAGGCAUAUUGUUGUUGCGUCAUGUGCUAUUUUAUGACAAUGAUUUACAACCCAUGACGUGUGAUUAACACGUCACAGAUCAGCUGCUAUGCUAAAUUAAGUGACAAAAUAUUUUCAGUAUAAACUAACAUUAUCAACAUUUUAUGUACAUGUGUUUGCACUAAAAUAACUUAGAGCAGCCUUAUAUACUUAAAUUGAAAGAUAUAGCUGAAAUUUUUGUUUUAGGGGAUGGUUCGAUCACAUCUUAAGUCUGUAAAUUUAACAAAACACGCAAAACACUUUUCAAGAGAAGUUAUCAACAUUAGUUCCAUGAGUUUCCUUUGAUAUUUUAACAAUUUUUCGAAACAUACAUCCGCAUGUUGCAUUAGAAUGCCGAACGUGUAUAAUCAAAUGUGCUUAAUGAUAAUACAAUCUUUAUUUUUAAGCUUUAGGGAUGGUUCAGUUCUAAUGUCUGUAAACUUCACGUAUCAUACAAAACACUAUUCAGGAGAAUGUUAAUGAAUUCCCUUGAUAUUUUGAAAAUCUUUUGAUAUAUGCAAUAUAUAUAUGAUAUA